GGACGCGCCGAGUCCCGAAAGAGGAGCAGGGGGAAAAGUGCGGUUGGCAGUCCAGUAAUCUAAGACUCUGCCAAGGGGGAAUUCCAAAGGCCGUGAGAGCCUCAGUAGUUGCGCCUCGGCCCGAGGGGGCGAGCGCGACCGAAGGGACGCACUGGGGACUGUUUAUAGCCCUGUCAGGACCGCGCAAAGAGGGGAGGCGGAGGCCUGAGGUCUGCUUGGAUGAUGGCAUGCUGAGAAUCACCCCGGAGCCUGGGCCCGCAUGGCAUCCCAGGACAAAGAUGAGGAGUCCUCACCUCGCUGGGCCUCCCAGACAGGGCCCUGGGAUGCCAUCCUCGAGGCCGUCAGGGAGCAGCUCCCAUCUCUGGAUUCAGAUUCCUCCUCGUCAGACUGCGGGCCAGAGGAGCUGUUCAUCUUCCAGCGAGAUCAAACUGCCCUGAUCCCAGACUUGUCAGAGGAGCUGGCUGAAGAGCCUGCCAGGGCCUGGCUUGCUACAGCCGCUGGGCCUCCUGAGCCAGGUGUGGUGCCUGUGGAAUUCACUGCAGAACCCUGGAGUAAGUGGGGCCCAAAGACAAGGGGUCCUGCCUCUCUGCAAGGCAGGGACGCUGACGGGCCUGUAGAGAUCUGUGGUGAGGCCUGUUCCCUUCUUCGGGUGCCUGAGGACACCCCCAUGUGGCAGGAAGGCAGUCGUGGGGCUGUGUCCUUCAGCACCCAGGGUCCUCCCCGGGGGCCACACGGAGAAGCCACCUUCUCCCCGUGGGAAUGCGACCUGAAAACAGAACCCCCAGGCGCUGCCUCACGAGCCCAUUGGGGCACAGACUCCACAGCCCACAGAGCCCUCCGGAAGGAGAGAAGGAAGAUGAUUGAGAAGGACAUACUCCAUAAAGUUACCUGGGAUGCCCGGGGCCCAGCCUGCCGUGACCACAGUCCAGUGGAAGAGGCACCCUGUGCCGCAGGAGCGGCAGGUCUGAGACCAGAAACACCCCCGGAGGGGCCCCGGGAAGGACCUCCGGUGCUCUCCCUCAAGGAACUUGAAGAGUGGGAUUUGGAUCACAUCCUUCAGAGUCUGGCAGGGCAAGAAGGCGGCAGGGGAGAUCGCGCACCUAGAGCCACGUGGUGGGCAGCUGACCGCCUGGGCCGAGGUCUGACCUUGAAUGCCAGGGCCCAAAUGCAUCCCCACAAGCAGCUCCUUCCAGGCCCUCUCAAUAAAAUAGGGUCAGCCCUGCAGCCCACCAUGUCCUCUCUGCUGCUCAGCCCUCACGGUCCCAAGCACACAGACCACACCCUGCCGAACAACCAGGACAGGCUCAUGGAACAGCUCAUCCUUCUGUGUGCCACACAUUCCAGAGCCCCUUCUGCCUGGAAGGUGCCUGCUGACACACCUCAGGACACCAUGCAGCAGGAGGCCAGGAGCAGAUCUGCUCCGAGGGAGCCAGGCUUCCAGGCCGAGCUGGGCCUGACACUGGCCGAGAGCAGGCAGCUAAGGAGCCCCGCAGAGCCUCCCACUAUCUUCAUCGAUCUGCGGCCCUCAGAGCCAUCAGACCCCAGCUCCAGCCUCAGCUCCAGCUCCUCUGACAGCGAGGAGGAGGAAGAGGCUACAGUGGCCCUCAGAGACCAGCAGGGCCCAGCCAAGCAGGAGAGUCCUUCCUCCCGCUGCCUACGGGACUGCACCGGGAAGAGUCAGCUUCUCCAGCAGCUCAGGGCAUUUCGGGAGGGGACAGCUCAGCCCAAUUUACCUGCCACUGGGGGUCCCAGUGUCCAGAAGUCUCAAGUCCCUGAAGAUUCAGCCAGCUCUGCAACUGGAAGGAAGCAACAUAUACCAGCCUGGGCCGAGCAGCAGAGCACCCAGGCCAGACGCCCAGGGGGAGGUCCCAGGGCGCUAGGGGACACUCUUGGGCCAGGGACAGCCAGGGAGGCCCUGGUGCCUCCCCUGGGCCAACUGUAGCUGCGUCCUGGACCAGAUGGGAGAAGGAGCUGGGCGGAAUGAUUCCACUCUCCAUCCACAUGCCUGGGCCCCUGGCUCUCCCUUGUUUCCGAGAGAAGGUGCUUCUUCUGCAGCACGGGGACCCUCAGGCUGUGGGGCAGAUCAUUCUGUGCACUUAGAGCAAAGAUGCCAGAACACAGUUGUACACAGAGCAGGACAACAGCGCCUGGGAAGCAGACCCCACCGAGAGCACCGUCCGUGCCAACAGGGGGACUGUCGGGCGUUUUCUCUCCCGUGUCUGCACUCUUCUCUGUUAUUGCCAUCAUGCAAGCUCUUUAUAAAACUAAAACUCAAGUAAAACAUAUUUAGAGAAUUUCAGGGUUUAGAGAAAGGGUCUUGGAAGAGAAUUGAGCCUGAUCUUCUGGGUCCCUGGCUGCUUGCUAUUUAUGUGCCUAAAUGAACACACCACCCGCUCUCUCUCACACACCAAAUGGACUCUUUGAUAAAUGGGGGAAGACUGAAGGUUUUUUUCUUUAACCAAGAUACAAAGGCACACAUCUGUUUUAGGGUCCUUCCAAACUAUGGGUGGAGUUGACCUUUCCACAGAUAUAGAGUACUGAGUGUCCUGACACCCAAACAGUCCCCAUGGAACAGAGUGGCACCCGGCCUUGUGGAGGACAUCCUUCUCGUUACUUUGCAAACAUCACCCCCCACCGCCCAUUUUCAGAGUCCUUUCAUAUUGUUCUCAGCCCUGCUGUCCCCAACAGGCUGAAGCCCUGAUCUGUGGGCACCUCUGUUUUCUCAUCAACUUGUUUCCGAGAUUCUGCUUCUCAGAGUCUCUGCCCCGCUCUGCCCUGCCUGCCCCAUGGGAAAAGCAGUCAUCUCGAGUCCCCCUGUGACAUGGGCUCAGUGGCUUGGUAGGGUCCUUGGCAUUUGGGCACGUGUCCCAGGAUUCAGCUGGGGUCACCACCUGUUAGCAUGUGCUGAGGAUGGGCAAGGGUCUCUUUCCAUCAAGCCCUGCACCAGGCAAGGCAGCCUCUGCCUGGCCUCAGCUAGUCAUGAUCAGGGCCACAGACCUCACUUGAUAUGGCCAUGGGGGCCCCCACAGCAGCCCCCACCCACAAUGAUAAGGGGUCAGGGGCAAGGCAGCUGCCACCAAGGCCACAGGAAGCCCUGGGUGGGCCUACCGGCAGGGCAGUUAACCACACUGUGUCACGUGGGCUCCCGGGUCUUGCCCAUCUGUGAAAGUCCCUCACCCUCUGCUCCAGGGCAUGUGCAGUGUGGUCAGGACUCAAGCACUGGGCAAGGCAGACUAAACGUGACCACCUCCACCCAUGCAGCCUGUCAGGAGCAAUGGCCAGCUUUUCUUCCUUUGAACCCAUUUUCCACAUGUCUACCCCUUUUAACGUCAGAAGUUCAUUAAGAAUGUUUUACAAAGUGAGAGAAAAUAAACUCUUUGUUCUAAGUUCAACUGGGUGAACGACCAUUAAGGCAAGCCGAGAGGAUGAUGU
Mirounga angustirostris (Northern elephant seal) is the source of this 3432-nucleotide messenger RNA. It is a transcript of the gene DNAAF8, whose product is annotated as dynein axonemal assembly factor 8. NCBI's taxonomy places the organism in Eukaryota, Metazoa, Chordata, Mammalia, Carnivora, Phocidae. Gene Ontology annotation, molecular function: dynein complex binding. Gene Ontology annotation, cellular component: dynein axonemal particle. The record is from RefSeq and is a predicted model, not a curated record. The transcript is spliced from 9 exons. The coding region runs from base 260 to 1942 and encodes 560 amino acids.